Molecule: messenger RNA, 1273 nt
Organism: Oryza sativa Japonica Group (Japanese rice)
Lineage: Eukaryota; Viridiplantae; Streptophyta; Magnoliopsida; Poales; Poaceae
Product: short-chain dehydrogenase TIC 32, chloroplastic
Source: RefSeq, a predicted model, not a curated record
UAGUGAAUAGUCUAUCCUCGCAUCGCAUACUCGUGCAACACGGCUUGCGAGCGGCGGCGCGGAUGGGGCUCUGGGAGUGGCCGUGGGAUCGCCGGCGGCGAGGCCCGUCGGGCUUAGGCCCCACCUCCACCGCCGAAGAGGUCACCGCCGGCGUAGACGCCACCCACCUCACCGCCAUCGUCACAGGAGCGACGAACGGGAUCGGGAGGGAGACGGCCCGAGUUCUGGCGAGGAGGGGGGCGGAGGUGAUCAUCCCGGCGAGGACGAUGGAGAGCGGCAACGCGGUGAAGCAGAGCAUCGCGGAGGAGGUCCCGGGGUCCAGGCUCCACGUCAUGGAGAUGGAUCUCGCCUCGCUCGACUCCGUCCGCCGCUUCGCCACCGCGUUCGACUCCUCCCACACCCACCUCAACAUCCUCAUAAACAAUGCAGGGAUAAUGGGGUGCCCUUUCAAGCUAUCCAAGGAUGGGAUUGAGCUGCAGUUCGCAACGAAUCAUGUCGGUCAUUUCUUGCUUACAAAUCUUCUGCUCGACAAGAUGAAAUCGACGGCUAGGAAGACCGGCGUGCAGGGCAGGAUCGUGAACGUAUCGUCUAUUGCGCACAAGAGAAGUGAUGGUUCUUGCUUUGAUCUGAACAAGCUAAACGAUAAGUCUAGGUACAAACCACUCAUUGCAUAUGCACAUUCCAAAUUAGCUAAUAUUCUUCAUGCAAAUGAGCUAGCAAAGCGUUUUCAGGAAGAAGGAUGUAAUUUGACUGCAAAUUCCCUGCAUCCUGGAGUGAUCCUCACCAAUAUCACUCGUUAUGUCGUCACAAACAGCGUGAUGGUUUCAAUCCUUUCUGUGGGAAACCUCUUUCUGAAGAACACACAACAGGGAGCUGCAACCACAUGCUAUCUGGCACUGCAUCCUGAACUGAAGGAUGUCUCCGGCAAAUACUUCGCGGACUGCAAGGAAGCCACGCCGAGGCCUGCUGCGAGAGACGCAGAGCUAGCGAAGAGGCUAUGGGAUUUCAGCGAACAGCUCGUGGAUACUAAUCGUCGUGGAGAAUUCAACAGACAAAAAUGACACUGUUUAGACUGUCUGAAAUUCUGAACCUGACCAUGUCUCAACCUGAGAUCCUUCAGAUACAGAAUUUUAUUUUUUAUUUCUAUUUUUUAUUUUUUUUCAAUGGAAUGAUACAGCUUAUAUAAUAUGACCAUAGAGCUGUUUGUCAGUACUGUUGUUUGCAUGUGUAAACAAAUUCAAAUGCAUUAAUAAUCAGCCUGCUUUUUUUGCCA